Messenger RNA from Rosa chinensis, 1388 nucleotides. RefSeq lists its product as uncharacterized. The transcript is spliced from 8 exons. Bases 494 to 1237 code for a protein of 247 amino acids. The record is from RefSeq and is a predicted model, not a curated record. NCBI's taxonomy places the organism in Eukaryota, Viridiplantae, Streptophyta, Magnoliopsida, Rosales, Rosaceae.
UUUCUCCUCUCUCAGACUAAACUGAAAUAACCACCCUUUUCCCAUUUCUCUCUCUCUCCUCUCUUAUUGUAUCUAUCUAUCUAUCUAUCUAUAUAUAUAUAUAUAUAUAGAGAGAGAGAGAGAGAGAGAGAGAGAGACAGAGUUCUGCGGUGCUCCGGAGUAUUGAAACUCCGGAAAGACUGCCCCUAAAAAUCCAUUACACCCCAAUUAACCCCUCCUAGGCUUUCAUCAGGUUAACCAAUCCGCCACAUAUUCCAGUAAGGAUGAAAUGCAUAUUGGAUGUUGAAGAAAAAUCAAACGUGGGUUGUGGUUCUGGAUCUUCCAGCUAGGUUGGGUUCUGAGUUUUUGCUCAAUACAUCUGCAUUUCUUGAAUUGGAGAUUUUGGUGGUACACUACAUCAAUACAUUGGCUCACACUCGGUACACCUCUUCCAGCUGUUGCCAGCAGGUUUUUGCUGGCAUUAAAGUUGCUUUGGCUUACUACUGAAAAAUUUAUGAGUCCCCAGAGUACAUUGAAUCCUUGUAGAGCCCUAGAGGGCAUGCAUGGGGUACAUGUGGUGCCUAGUUCACGGUUUGAAUCAGAAGAGACUACUCAAGAUGGGGACUUUGCUCACUCAACUUGUACAAGUUCGGCUAUUGGAACAAAUUUGUCUAUGCAGCGAGUAUGGCAGCACACACCACCAUGUUUGAAGCCUAUUCAGGGUUGCAUUCACGGCGAUCGUAACCUCGCAGAAAGAGCUGUUAAUGUGCUCACUUCACUUCCUUUCAUAGUUCUUGGGAUCCAUGCCCCAAGGAAGAAUCUAAACACCAAGCUAUAUGCUAAUUCAUUAAUUGGAGUUGGAGUUGCCUCGAGUUUAUAUCAUUGUUCAAGAGGAAAACUAAGGAAAUAUAUGAGAUGGGCUGACUAUACAAUGAUAGCUACAGCAACAGUAUGUCUCUCAAGAGCACUCAGAAAUGAAAACCCAAAAUUGCUCAUGGCAGCUUCUGCAGUAUUUCUACCUAUCCAGCCUCUGAUGGUUUCAGCUGUUCAUACUGGAAUGAUGGAGGUAGCGUUUGCCAAAAGAGCGUUAAAAGAUCCAGAGCUAAGGAUGGCACACAAUGUGCACAAGAUGUCGUCAUUAUUGGGUGGUGUACUUUUUAUUGCAGAUGAUGUGUUUCCCAGAACUCCAUACCUUCACGCUGCAUGGCAUCUUGCUGCAGCUGUAGGUGUUAGCACCUGCAAUAAGCUUCUCGAGUAGUUAAUUAUCAAUGUAUUAAGUCAUGUAUUUUAUAUUCAAUCAUUUGUAACCGAAAAAACAUUAGAAACAAAUAAGAAAAGAAAAAUCAUCUAAAGCGCUGCAUCGGGGAUCUGCUCAUUCCAUAGUCAUAAAUCACGAUUCUUUUGCCUAA